Camelus dromedarius (Arabian camel) is the source of this 1601-nucleotide messenger RNA. RefSeq names its product ubiquitin conjugating enzyme E2 D3 (gene UBE2D3). The coding region runs from base 287 to 733 and encodes 148 amino acids. Gene Ontology annotation, cellular component: nucleus. Gene Ontology annotation, biological process: protein polyubiquitination. The record is from RefSeq and is a predicted model, not a curated record. NCBI's taxonomy places the organism in Eukaryota, Metazoa, Chordata, Mammalia, Artiodactyla, Camelidae. Gene Ontology annotation, molecular function: ubiquitin conjugating enzyme activity. The transcript is spliced from 9 exons.
GGGGAGGGGCGGAGCGUGGCAGCUGGCAGUAGUUCCGUCAGAGCGGACAUCUUGUGGCUGUGUCGUGCGCGUGAGCCCCGUAGGGCCGGGGAGGCACCAGCUGCCGCGCGGGGAGGAGGCCGAGGCCGCAGCUUGAGGGAGGCCCCGGCCCCUCUGCGCCUGUGUCUGGCAGAGCCGGUGUGAAACGAAGAGACAAUCCUUCCCAGCCGCCAGGAUAAUCAAGAGUUUUGGCCGGACCUUUGAGCACACACCGAGAUAGUGAGGAGCCAGACGAAAAGCACAGACUAUGGCGCUGAAACGGAUUAAUAAGGAACUUAGUGAUUUGGCCCGUGACCCUCCAGCACAAUGUUCUGCAGGUCCAGUUGGGGAUGAUAUGUUUCAUUGGCAAGCCACAAUUAUGGGACCUAAUGACAGCCCAUAUCAAGGCGGUGUAUUCUUUUUGACAAUUCAUUUUCCUACAGACUACCCCUUCAAACCACCUAAGGUUGCAUUUACAACAAGAAUUUAUCAUCCAAAUAUUAACAGUAAUGGCAGCAUUUGUCUUGAUAUUCUAAGAUCACAGUGGUCUCCUGCUUUAACUAUUUCUAAAGUUCUUUUAUCCAUUUGUUCACUGCUAUGUGAUCCAAACCCAGAUGACCCCCUAGUGCCAGAGAUUGCACGGAUCUAUAAAACAGACAGAGAUAAGUACAAUAGGUUAGCAAGAGAGUGGACAGAGAAAUACGCUAUGUUGUAGGGUACAACAGAAUAUCUCGGGAAUGGACUCAGAAGUAUGCCAUGUGAUGCUACCUUAAAGUCAGAAUAACCUGCAUUAUAGCUGGAAUAAACUUUAAAUUACUGUUCCUUUUUUGAUUUUCUUAUCCGGCUGCUCCCCUAUCAGACCUCAUCUUUUUUAAUUUUAUUUUUUGUUUACCUCCCUCCAUUCAUUCACAUGCUCAUCUGAGAAGACUUAAGUUCUUCCAGCUUUGGACAAUAACUGCUUUUAGAAACUGUAAAGUAGUUACAAGAGAACAGUUGCCCAAGAUUCAGAAUUUUUUAAAAAAAUGGAGCAUGUGUAUUAUGUGGCCAAUAUCUUCACUCUAACUUGGUUAUGAGACUAAAACCAUUCCUCACUGCUCUAACAUGCUGAAGAAUCAUCUGAGGGGGAGGGAGAUGGAUGCUCAGUUGUCACAUCAAAGGAAGCAGCAUUAUUCUAGCAGCAUCCAUUCUUGUUUAAGCCUUCCACUGUUAGAGAUUUGAGGUUACAUGAUAUACUUUAUGCUCAUAACUGAUGUGGCUGGAGAAUUGGUAUUGAAUUUAUAGCAUCAGCAGAACAGAAAAUGUGAUGUAUUUUAUGCAUGUCAAUAAAGGAAUGACCUGUUCUUGUUCUACAGAGAAUGGAAAUUGGAAGUCAAACACCCUUUGUAUUCCAAAAUAGGGUCUCAAACAUUUUGUAAUUUUCAUUUAAAUUGUUAGGAGGCUUGGAGCUAUUAGUUAAUCUAUCUUCCAAUACACUGUUUAAUAUAGCACUGAAUAAAUGAUGCAAGUUGUCAAUGGAUGAGUGAUCAACUAAUAGCUCUGCUAGGAAUUGAUUUAUUUUUCUUCAAUAAAGUUGCAUAAACCAA